CCCACGUUAAAAACGCAUGGUCGGAAAGAGGAAGAGUGGCAAAAAAAAGCAGCUUCAGUGUAUCGUACGUGUGUAGAUGAAGAGAAAGCCGCAACACUGUUCAUUAUUAUCUGCACAAAAACUGCAGCAACUCUGAGAGACCCGUGAACGUGAAUUCGUUCGGCGAGAAAUGAAGGAACCCACGACAAAACGCCGUAAGAAGAACGAUGAGGGGGCAACCCGUAAGACGAAGAAGAAGAGAGAACUGAAGGGUGUUCUCAGAACAAUCGUGUUCAUGGAUGGAAAAGAGAAAGACGAAGAAGAAAAAGAAGAACGCGAAAAAAUGAAGGGCAUGAUCGAUGGUUACUACAGCGAGGUGGAAGAGACCAAUCCGAGAAAGAGAAACAAGGUCGGCGGUGACUCGGUGAGUCACCGGCGAGUUUGGGUGAAGGAGCGUUCGGGGGCGUGGUGGGAGGAGUGUAACAAAGCCGAAUUUCCGGAAGAAGAGUUCCGGAAAGCGUUCAGAAUGGGAAGGGUGACUUUCGAAGCGAUCUGCGAGGAGCUGAACUCUGUGAUUGCGAAGGAGGACACGACGCUGCGAAACGCCAUUCCGGUGAAGCAAAGGGUGGCGGUUUGUUUGUGGCGGUUGGCCACCGGCGACCCUCUGAGCGCGGUUUCGAAAAGGUUCGGUUUGGGGAUAUCCACUUGCCACAAACUGGUUCUUGAGGUUUGCGCUGCCAUAAAGAGAGUGCUUAUGCCAAAGUAUUUGCAAUGGCCUAAUGCUGUUGUCUUGAGGGACAUCAAGGGUGAGUUUGAGAACGUUUCUGGGAUCCCCAACGUUGUGGGAUCCAUGUUCACUUCUCAUGUUCCCAUCAUAGCUCCUAAGAUGAGUGUCUCUGCUUACUUCAACAAGAGGCACACUGAGAGGAACCACAAGACUUCAUAUUCAGUGACUGUUCAGGGUGUUGUCGACCAUAGAGGGGUUUUCACCGAUGUAUGCAUUGGGUGGCCUGGUUCGAUGGGUAAUGAGCAGGUGUUGGAAAAGUCGGCACUUUUUCAGAGGGCUAAUAAUGGUGGACUUAAUCUCAGUGGGGUUUGGAUUGUUGGGGGUUCCGGGUACCCUUUGUUGGAUUGGGUUCUGGUGCCUUAUACGCAGCAGAAUCUCACUUGGACGCAGCAUGCUUUCAAUGAGAAGAUUGGGGGGGUUCGGAGGGUUGCUAAGGAUGCAUUUGGGAGGUUGAAAGGAAGGUGGGGUUGCUUGCGAAAGAGGACUGAGGUGAAGCUUCAAGAUUUGCCUCUUGUGCUCGGGGCUUGUUGUGUUUUGCAUAAUAUAUGUGAGUUGAAGAAUGAGGAAAUGGAUCCUGAGUUGUUGAAGAUUGAUGAUGAUGUUGUUGACGAUGAUGAUGAUGAUUUGGUGGUGGAGCCAGAGGUUCCCUUGAGAUCUGUUAGCUCCUUGAAGGCUAGGGAUGCAAUUGCUCAUAACCUUUUGCACCAUGGACUAGCUGGCACUUCUUUUCUUUGA
Vigna umbellata (rice bean) is the source of this 1501-nucleotide messenger RNA. Lineage: Eukaryota; Viridiplantae; Streptophyta; Magnoliopsida; Fabales; Fabaceae. The record is from RefSeq and is a predicted model, not a curated record.